Messenger RNA from Micropterus dolomieu (smallmouth bass), 1739 nucleotides. RefSeq names its product granzyme B(G,H)-like. Gene Ontology annotation, biological process: proteolysis. Lineage: Eukaryota; Metazoa; Chordata; Actinopteri; Centrarchiformes; Centrarchidae. Bases 48 to 1451 code for a protein of 467 amino acids. The transcript is spliced from 9 exons. Gene Ontology annotation, molecular function: serine-type endopeptidase activity. The record is from RefSeq and is a predicted model, not a curated record.
AAAGGGGUCUUUGACAGCCCCAAGACGACAAGCUGAGUGAAGCUGCCAUGAUGCUUGGUCUCCAAAUGUUCUUGCUUUUUCAUGUUCUGACAUGUUUCGGAGGAAAUGCGCUUAGGAGUGAAAUCAUAAAUGGUAAAAAGACCAAGGCGAAGUCGAUGAAGUAUAUGGCCUCAGUGCAGAACAACAAGGGUCAUGUAUGUGGAGGAUUCCUCAUCAGUGAAGACUUUGUGGUCACUGCUGCGCACUGUGACGACAAGAAUCCUACAAGUGUUGUUCUUGGCACCCACAAUCUCAAGAAGGUUGAUGAUAAAACAAUGCGAUACACUGUGAAGAGGUGCAAACACCCAUCUUAUAAGAGACUUGAAUCUGGGAAUGACAUCAUGCUCCUCAAACUGUCGAGGAAAGCUCGCCUGAGCAAAAAAGUACUAAUUAAGCCAAUUCAACUUCCAAGUCAUCAAAUAAAUCUGAAAGAAAACCAAAACUGCAAAGUAGCUGGAUGGGGAUUGACAAGAACUGGUGGUCAACUUGUUAAUGAACUGCAAGAGGUGGAUGUUCCCAUCAUUAAGCUGGAAAAGUGUCAGAAGGCAUGGCAUAAUAUCCUUCCUGACAAUAUUAUCUGUGCAGGUGGAUAUGGAACAAAGAAAGGAUUCUGUCAGGGUGAUUCUGGUGGCCCUCUGGUGUACAAGGGGAAGAUUGCUGUUGGUGUUGUUUCCUUCAACAGCAAGAAUAACUCACGUGGAAGUGAAAUCAUAAAUGGUAAAAAUACCCCAGAGAACUCAAUGCUGUAUAUGGCCUCUGUGCAGAACAACAUGGGUCAUCAUAUAUGUGGAGGAUUCCUCAUCAGUGAAGACUUUGUGGUCACUGCUGCGCACUGUGAUGACAAAAUGAUUCCUUUAAGUGUUGUUCUUGGCACCCACGAUCUCAAGAAGGUUGAUAAUAACACAAUGAGAUACAGUGUAAAGAAAUGCAAACAUCCAUCUUAUUCGAAACCUUCAUCUGGGAGUGACAUCAUGCUCCUCAAACUGUCUAAGAAAGCUCAACUGGGCAAAAGAGUAAGACUGAUUCUACUUCCCAAGGCUGACAAUAAAAUAAAAGAUAAGGAAAAGUGCCAUGUCGCUGGAUGGGGUUGGACUCAAACUCAUGGUAAAGCUGUUGAUGUAUUGCAAGUGGUGGACGUGCCCUUUGUCAACCUGGAGGUCUGUAAGAAAGAAUGGGCUGAUAUUCGCAGUAAUCUUCCUGCCAAUGUUAUCUGUGCCGGUGGAUAUGGCACAAACAAAGGAUUCUGUGAGGGUGAUUCGGGUGGUCCUCUGGUGUGCAGUGGGAAGGCUGUUGGUGUCGUGUCUUUCAACAUGAGAAAAAACUGUGACUACCCAAAUGUUCCUAACGUCUACACAAAUAUAUCAAAAUACCUUCCCUGGAUCAAAAAUGUUCUCAAGCAAAAGGAUUGUUAAAUAUAGCAUACCUUUACUGUGUUGAACUGCCUUCCACUUAGCAUCAGGUCUGCUGGAAACUCACUUUUACAGAAUGGCCUUUCUUAACAAUUGACAUCUUUAUUUCUUUGGAAAUUACUUUGUGAUUUUUGCUUGAAAAGUGCUCUUUAAAUAAAACCAUAAUAAUAAUAAUUAUUAUUACAGUAUUAUUAUACAGUGGAGAUAUUGCUGUGUUAAGUUGCUCUGUCAAUGUUUGCUCUUUAUCUGAAAUGAAAAAUAAAACUUCAGUGUCGAAUGUCAAAUAUUUUA